UUGUCAAUGAUAGGAUAUGGUGGUUUCGGAACUGUAUAUAAAGUUCAAAAUAAAUAUGACAAUAAGAUAUAUGCUAUUAAAAUACAAGCUACUAUAAAUUCAUACAGAGCUGGUGCUAAAUACCAUCCUAUUGCAAUUGAAGAGGCAAAGAAUUUAUUAUUAGUUCAAUCGGAAUAUGUUGUCCAAUAUUACGACUCAUGGCUUGAAGGGAACUGUACAUACAUUCAAAUGGAGUUAUGUUCACAAAGUCUUCGAAAUAUUAUGGAAAUCAAACCACAAGUAUUUAAUCGACAAAUAGGACAUCCCAUGGAUUGCGUCGAGUAUUUCAUUUCGUGUGAAAUAUUCCGUCAGAUCUUAGAAAGUGUUCAGUAUUUGCAUGAAUUCAAUCCACAAAUCAUUCACAGAGGCAUUAAACCCGACAAUAUAUUGAUCACCGAAAAUGUAACAAACGGUAGAUUUAUAAAGUUAUGUGACUUUGGUUUGGCAACAUAUCACGACAAACGCGUUCACUUCAGGACUGAACGGAAACAUGAUCAAGAUGUGGGAGACAUGAAAUAUAUCGCACCAGAAGUAGUAAAGGGAGAGAAAUACAGCAUUAAGGCAGAUGUUUAUUGUUUGUCAUUAAUUGGCGGCGAAUUGUUUGAAGUGGAUUUGGACGAGAUUAAUCUUGAUGAGUAUGAUCCAAUUAAUGAUUAA
This is a messenger RNA of Oppiella nova, 696 nucleotides long. The record is from the annotation of a GenBank genome assembly. NCBI's taxonomy places the organism in Eukaryota, Metazoa, Arthropoda, Arachnida, Sarcoptiformes, Oppiidae.